Molecule: messenger RNA, 554 nt
Organism: Hibiscus syriacus
Lineage: Eukaryota; Viridiplantae; Streptophyta; Magnoliopsida; Malvales; Malvaceae
Product: costars family protein
Exons: 2
Coding region: 90-341 (83 amino acids)
Biological process (GO): regulation of actin filament-based process
Source: RefSeq, a predicted model, not a curated record
ACCAAACAGAAGAGGCUCGUAAGAGAAAAUCCAGACGUAUAUUAUCAUUGUCCUUUGUAGUUGUUCUUCAAGAAAGAAGAAAGAACACAAUGAAUGUAGAAGAAGAGGUGGAGCGACUCAAGGAAGAAAUCCAGAGACUUGGCCAGAUCCAACCUGAUGGUUCUUACAAGGUCACAUUCGGGGUGCUAUUUAACGAUGAUCGAUGUGCAAACAUCUUCGAAGCACUAGUUGGGACACUAAGAGCAGCAAAGAAACGAAAAGUUGUAACAUAUGAUGGUGAAUUAUUGCUCCAAGGAGUUCAUGACAAAGUGGAAAUUACACUCAAAGCUACACCAGCCUAGAGCAGCAAGUAAUGCAGUUCUAAAUCAAAUAAAUUGCAAUUAUGGUUUUGCAGCAAAAGUUUGAUGGGUAUUCUAUGUAUUAUUUUUUUCAAAGUUAAUCGUAUUUUAAAUCUUGCUUCAGCAUAAGUACAUGUACUUCCGAAUACUCUUUCAUAAGAUUUCCAGUUUGUGUACACCCAGAUUUGUAUAUAUUUUCUUUUGGUUAUGUUCAAA